GCGGGUCUUAUUAUUCGCGGCGAUCCUUGUCAGUUCGACUCUCGGCUUUCCGCGGGACAGCGCUAGCUCUCGCUCGGCGCACCUACGUUUAUUAUCAUGUUUUGGUAAGCAGGCGGGUCAGUGCGCGACACACAUACACACGCACACUCACACAGAUGUCUAGUGCGCUGUGUGUAGGCGAAUGAGAAUAAGUAUACAACGGCCACUACUCUUGCUUCAGAAGAAACGAGUCGUCGCGUGGAACCGUCGACGACCAUACAGCGUGCAUAAUAUAAUAAAACGCACAGGGAGAACGUGUGUAACACCUCUAGCCAUUAGCCGCGAUCAUGCAGGAAAAGGGACAGAGCGACAGGCUCGAGCCGGCGGAACUGGUGGGCUUGGUGGCGCGUUCGGCCGAGGGAACCGCCGCCAAGGGCAUGCCGAUCAAGGGCCACGAGGAUCUCUGGGUCGACAUCCAGGCGAACACCUUCAGGAACUGGGUGAACGAGCAUCUCAAGCAGUCGGACAGAGGACGGGAGUGCGGACCGGUGCUCGACUUGGCCGACGACUUUAGGGACGGCACGAGGCUCUGCGCGCUCGUCGAGAUACUCACCUGCAAGCGGCUGGCUAAGUGGAAUCCCAACCCGGUCAACCAGCAUCACUACCUCGAGAACGUAUCCACUGCGCUCAAGGCCGUCGAGGCCGACGGGGUCAAGCUCGUUAAUAUCGGCAAUGUGGACAUCGUCAACGGUAACCUCAAGCUGAUUCUCGGUUUAAUAUGGUCACUCAUUGUCAGAUACCAAAUAGGCAAGUCCAAAUUCCCACCGAGGAAACUCAUGCUCUCGUGGCUCAAGGCGGUUCUACCAGAAUGCAGAGUGAACAAUUUCACGACGGACUGGAAUUCCGGUGUUUAUCUGAGCGCACUGCUAAAUUACUGCAAACCUGGACUCUUCCCGCACUGGCGUCAACUUGAUCCCAAUGACAGCGUCUACAAUUGUCGGAAAGCUAUGGAGAUAUCAAAACGAGAAUUCGACAUUCCCAUGGUUCUGCAGCCCGAGUAUCUCGCUUCCCCGUAUUUGGAUGAGUUGUCCGGUAUGACUUACUUGUCGUAUUUUAUGAAGGAAGGCUCGCCGGGUUUUCACUCUACACUUCGAUGGGUUAAUUCUCAACUUCCACACAGUCCAGUCAGAAAUUUUACAACAGACUGGAACGACGGCAGAGCGCUCUGCAGCAUCGUUAGAAAUUUGGGAGGACCUGCUCCAGCCUACGAUAAAAUUGACACGAGCCCGUUAUCAUGGGAACAUAAUUUACAAAUGGGUAUUGACGGAGGAAAAAAAUUGGGUGUAGAACCAUUGUUGAAAGCAAAGGACAUGGCAGAUCAAAACGUCGAACAUCUUGGUGUCAUGGCCUAUGCAGCUUAUUUUCAGUGGGUCAAACCUCGGCCGCAAGUGAGUGAACAAGUUGCCGUACAUAUCGACAGCACGUCAGCAAGAGUUCACCAACCAGCCUACUUUAAACUGGAAUUAUUAUCCAAAGAGGUUAAUACGAGAGACGUUCGUGGUGAGGUAAUCGGCCCCAGCGGUUGCAUGGAAUGCAGACUGUCGUGGAAUGGAGCUCAUGGGAAAGGAACUUUCGUUCCAACUGAAGUCGGAAUGCAUAAAUUGAUGGUGUACAAUGAUGGCGAACUGUUGAAUGGAUGUCCUUAUUAUUUCCGAGUUCAUCCUCCGCUUACCAAAAUCAAAUCACCAGGCAUGGACCCCUGCGCAAUAGGAUCCAUUGUCGAAGUUCUAGUCAAUAGCUAUGGAACUAGUCAAGAGGGCAUCAAUGUCACGGCAUGGUCGCCAGCAGGUCGUGCCUUGAGUUGUCCAGUGAGGGAAAAUGACGGAGUGCACGUAGCUACAUUCCAACCGGACGAAACCGGCGAGUGGAGUAUAGCCAUCACACAUAAGGGCGCGCACAUACAGGGUGGCCCGUUUACCUGUUUUGUCUUCGACCCUAAUGGAGUUCAACUGCACGACUUGGACGGCGCGAUACCAGGCCAGUCGUUUGCCUUCACCGUCGAUGCCACCAGCACAGGUGGCCUCGGUGACAUUGUCAUUGACAUCGUCCAUGAUAAACAGUCCGUUCCUCACUUCAUUCAAGAGUUGUCACACAUGAACUACCGUGUCUCAUUCGUGCCACGCGAUCUCGGAAAGUAUCGAGUCUACGUAUACUUUAAUGGUUCAGAUGUUCGAGGUUCGCCUUUUUCACUUCGAGUCGGAACUUCGCGAGGCUCUCGGCGCUCCAGGGAGUCAUCCCAUGCAGGUAGUUUGGAAAGAUCUAACAUCGCAUCUUUGGAGCGAAAGAGAAAUGGACAUCAUACUCCGGAUAAUGGUUCUACUCCCACUGCCCUGAGAUCUCCGGUGUACAAAAGUCCCUCGCCAUCUUCUUACACAAGUACCUAUAACAAAACUUUCGACAGAGUGAAUAAUCAUCAUUCAUCGACAAAAAAUUCGCACAGUCCGCCAUUGAUCAACGAGAGGAAGGAUACAUAUGCUACCAAUAUGUAUAAUCAACUCCACAAUAAAUCACCUACUUGGUCUAGUCCGAACUUUUAUGAUCGAUCUAAAUCACCCAGUAUGAGUCCUAAACCCGGAGAUCAAGAUCACCACAAAUUCCAUAGCAAUAGGCGGGGAUCGACCGAGAAUGGCAUUAUAGAUACGAGCAGUAAUGUUAAAGUGUCAUCGAUGGUUGGAGGUUCAGCGAGGCGUGACUCUUGGGAUGCAAUAGCAAAAACGAAGUCGCUUCUUUCCUCCAACAGCCUUGAAUCUCUUGCGAACCUGGCAAACGAUUCUUUGACUAUCGAUAAUACGAAGUCGACGACCACGAAUAAUGUCAAUGAACAGAUAACCGAGAACUAUACUCAGAACUCAUCUUCAAAUUAUUCUUCGUUAAAAAAGUUUUCUAGUUCUGAAUAUAAUUAUUCGCCCAAAGUGAAUAAUGACUCCUUGUCUAACUCACGAGGGAUUUUGAAAAAUAAAGUUCAUAGUACGUUAGGAUUGGAUACCACUGAUACGAUGGGUAGGUCUGCAGCUGCAGAAUCAUCGGCUACGACAACGACGACGUCAACGACGACAACGAUGAAGACGAUACAAGAAAAACAGCAAUAUCUUAAUAGCGAUUCUUCAUUUUUGCGUAAUUCAUUCGGCCAUGAUAAGUUGGUGUCUGGAAGUGCAUUAGAAAUGCUAGCGAUUCAUCGACCAACUUCCUUCAUCCUUGAUAGUAGCUUGGAGGCAAGCAAAAUAGCUGUUAUAGUUACUGGACCAAAUGGCAGACCUGUGCCUGUGCAAAAGUCGACUCUUCAAGGCCAAACUUACACUGUAACAGCAGAUCAAGUUGGAGAACAUACUAUUCAAAUUCUCUACAAUGGAAAACAUAUCAAGGGUUCACCAUUUAGGUCUCAAGCUUAUAAUUCUAAAGCUAUUCAAGUUGGAAGCAUUCCUAAUGGCGUAGUUAACGAACCCGUGGAAUUUGAAAUCGACGGCUCGAGAGCAGGCUCCGGUAAUUUGGAGAUACUCGUGAAUGGCGGACACGUCACAAGUUUCGUGAGGACGCUCAGCAGUCAAAGAUUUUUGGCAUCGUUCGUGCCUCACGAGGCCGUCACACACUUGGUCGAGAUGACUUUCAACGGCGAGUCUGUACCCGGAUCACCGUGGAAGGUCGGCAUAAUGCCGAGCCCCAAGAUGUCAGUGGUCGGGGACUCGGUCAGGCUCGUCCCAGCUGGUAGUCCCGCCGUCUUCGAGCUCUCGGCCCUCGGUUUCAGCAGCAACGAGAUCCAAGUCCAAAUUCUGACGCCAUCGAAGCGACAGAUCGGCGCGCGUAUCGACGAGGAGCCCAGUCGUACCGGCGAGUUCCGAGUGUCGUUUACGCCGCAGGAGGUCGGCAGUCACUUGGUCGAGGUGAGCAUAGCCGGACAGAAGUUACCGGCUGGGCCACUCGUCGCCAAGGUCUACAACAGCAGCCUCAUUCAGGUUACCGAGGUGCCGAGCGCCGUUGUUGGCCAUGCCUGCCAAUUCAGAGUGGAUGCAAGCGCGGCGGGCGAGGGCCAGCUGGAGAUCUCGAUAAACGAGGGCGAGGUGCCGAACCACGUGCAGGUCGUGGGCGGCGGUCGCUGCCUGGUCUCCUUCACACCGGAGGCGGCCAAGCCUCACUACAUCGACAUCAAGUUCAACGGCGAGCCAGUCCCCGGCUGUCCAUUCGUCUGCCACGUGUCGGACACGAGUCGCGUCAGCCUCGAACUCGCUCAUCUCGAGCUGCUCCCGGUCUCGGAGCCCGCGAGCUUCCACAUGGCCGUCGACGGCAGCGGCAGCGCCGAGCUCGCCGUCUCCGUGCGCGGCCCCUCGAGCGAGCUGCCCGUCAAGGUCACCGGCGACAUCCACACGGGCUUCACGGCCGAGUUCACGCCGCGCGAGGUCGGCGUCCACGCGGUCAGCGUCGAGUACAACGGUCACCCGGUCAACGGCACGCCCUUCCUCGCCAAGGCCUUCGACGCGGAGCGAGUCGUCAUCGGGCCCGUGGGCCGGGCCAGCGUCGGUCAGGCCCAGCACUUUAACGUCGACGCCUCCCAGGCCGGCGAGGGCAAUCUCGAGAUCACGAUAUCCGCGCGCGGUCAGAACAUUCCUACUCAGGUGACGCCCCAGGGCAACGCGCGCUUCUCCGUGGGCUUCGUGCCGUUCGAAGCCUGCGAGCACAUGAUCAACAUCGCGUUCAACAAGCGCACCGUGCCGGGCUGCCCGAUAAUCGCGCGGGUAGCCCCGGACGCUCACGUCACGGUCAGUGGACAAGCGCUCAGCAGCGCACCCCUGGGCAGACAGAGCGCGCUCACACUCAGCAACGUCGCCGGUAGCUUGGAAGACUUGGAAGUUAACGUUGAAGGACCCAAUGGACAGGCCGUACCGGCCCAGGUCACUGACAACAAAGACACGACGUGCACGGUGGCGUUCACGCCGAGGAUCGUCGGCGAGCACCGGAUCUCGGUCAGUCAUCGCAAUCUGCCAGUCCUCGGCAGUCCGUUCAGCUGCAAGGUUUACGACGUGUCCGCCAUUAAGGUCAAGGAUGCCAAGAAGGGUGUCAUCGGAUUGCCCGUCACUUUUCUCGUGGAAACAAGCCAAGCUGGACCAGGAAAUUUGGAGGUGACGGUGAACGGCGGUCGAGUGCCAACUUCCGCCCAGGCUCAAGGACCACACACGUAUGCCAUCUCGUUCACGCCACGCGAGCCUACCAUUCACACGGUCGACUUGCGCUUCAACGGAGAAGAUGUUCCCGGUAGUCCGUUCACUUGCCAGGUAACUGAUACUGCUAAAGUCAUCGUUACCGAAGCCUUGGAGAAGGUAUCCGUUAACAGAGUUGCUAGCUUUGUCAUCGAAGCCGAUUCGACGCCGACGGUUGAUGUUCUCGCUCCUACGCGAGAGAGUUUACCCGUGGAAAUCGAGCAAAUCGGAUCUGGAUCUUACUCUGCCGGCUUUACUCCUAAGGAUGUUGGUGACCAUAGCGUACAAGUAAAAUUAAACGGAGCUCAUUUGCAAGGUAGUCCCUUUCUUGUCAAAGCUUAUAAUGCAGAUCAAGUGAAAGUCACUGACAUCAACAGCGGAGUCGUCGGCAAGCCUGUGUUCUUCAGCAUCAACGCUAGUCAAGCUGGAGCGGGAAAUUUGGAGAUCAUCGUCGCAGUCAACGGCAAGAAUGUGCCCAACUUCGUGCAGAGUGAGGGCAACGCCAAGUUCCGGGUGAAUUUCAAACCCCAGGAGGCUGCCCUUCAUAGCUUGAGCGUGCGUUUUAACGGAGAGCCAGUGCCGGGAUCUCCGUUCACCUGCCAAGUUCUCGGUGCUGGACAGGCCCUUAUUUCGGGUCACAAUCUAAAGAUGGCUGCGGUCAAGCAGCCCAUAAGCUUUACCAUCGAUCCGCAAGCUUCAUCGAGUAAGUGUGACGUUAUCGUCACACCGCCUUCGAACAUCGCUCUGCCGAUCACCAUAGAGCCACAAGAUCUCAAGUAUAAGAUCACAUUCACGCCCACUGAAGUUGGACGGCACAACGUAAGCGUACUCGUCGAUGGUGAGUCGAUCAAAGGCUCGCCAUUCGCCUGCAAUGUGUACGACGUCACUAAGAUACAUGUAUCUGGUUUGAGCGAAGCCUUCUUAGGUCAAGCAACAACUUUCACAGUGGAUGCAGCUCAAGCUGGAGAAGGUACGCUUGAGCUCGUUGUGAGCACCGAAAACAAUACUGUCAAAGCUGAAGUGGUAGCGUGCGCUCGAGGCUUGUACGACGUGACUUUUGUGCCUCAAACGUCAAGCACGCAUUACGUGAAUAUCAGUUUCAACGACGAUAAUGUACCAGGGAGUCCCUUCAAAUGUCCAGUCAUUGGAAGCAUUUUAGAUGGCCCUUCAAUGAUCAGGGUGGGAAAUACCGCUUUUAUGGAUUUGGAUAUGGUCGGAUUAAGUGGACCAAUAACUGCUGAAGUAACAGGUCCCGACGGAAUAAUCAUUCCUUGUAAUAUGACAAAAAUUGAUUCUAAUUUACAUCGUGUAGAAAUUAAAACGAGGAAUGUCGGAACGUACAAUGUUGUUUUUAGUCAGGGUUCCAAAAUCAUUAGUUCACAAUCUCUUCAAGCUUUUGACCCUACCAAGGUUGUAAUACAAGAAGUGUCCGAUGCAGUAUGUCAUCGUCCAGGAACUAUUUUCGUUGUUGCACCGAAGGAAGCUGGUCCCGGAAAGCUCACAGUUAGCGUUCGUUCCGGAGGUGCUGAAGUCGACAGCCUAGUUCGAGAAAAAGACAAUGGAAUCUAUGAAAUCAUUUUCCAUCCAACCAGGACGGCGCCUCAUCGAGUUCAUAUAAAAUACAACGAUGUAUAUAUACAAGGAAGCCCUCUUGAAGUAGCAGUGCGAGGCCCGACAGGAGGACGAGAAGUCACUGCCACUGGAUUGGGUCUGUAUCAAUCCUGUAUUGGCAAGGUCACGUCAUUUUCUAUUGAAACACUCGGACGUCCAGGAAAGGAAUUUGACGUUGUUAUAAGUAGUCCACAAGGUAAUGCAGUACCAGUUCGCUGUUAUCAGCAUCGUGACGGAAACUUAUUAGCCGAGUUUACAACGAAUUCUGUUGGAACAUAUAAAAUUGAUGUUCUGCACGGAGCUAAGCCUGUAUUAGGUUCGCCAUUUUUCUGCCAAGCAUUUGAUGCAAGUAAAAUUAAGCUUCAAGAACUGGGACCUACAACUGUAUCUGUUCAUGAUCAUUUUGCCCUAAAAAUUAUCAAAGCAGAAGCGGGAGUAGCAGAGCUGGACGUAGCAGCGACUAGUCCGUUGGGUCAAGAGCUGGCCAUGCAAGUAAGACCGCUCAACGAUGGAGCAGAAAUGAUUGAGUUCUCACCCAGCGUCGCUGGAUCAUAUGUCAUCAACGUCAGCUACGGGGGCUGUACGGUACCUGGCAGUCCCGUUGUAGUUGUAGCUGAGGCCGCUGGUCAGGCGCGUGCCAAGGGCCAGGGUUUAAUUCAGGGUCAUGUUGGUAAACCAGCCCAUUUUCUCGUUACGGGCAGCAGAAGUCCACCCGCUGUGCAAGUCGACGGCCCUGAUAGCGUUGCCAAGCCUACUGUGGAAGCUGGGCCUAAUCCUGGAACCUGGAACGUUUCAUACGUGCCUACUGAACCUGGACUCUUUGAUGUUAGAGUCGUUUGCGCAGGGCAACAGCUUCCCGGUUCACCUUGGCAUCCGAGAAUUAUUGACACUCGCAAUCUUCGCGUUAUUGGUGGAUGGAGUGCACUUUGUGAUGAGCUUGGACGUUUAAAGAUUGCGCCUGGUAACAAAAUUAGUUUUGAUACCUCCGAAGCUGGACCUGGAGAGUUAAGUGGACGAAUUGACGAUCAACCACUGAAAUUUGAGAUGACAACGAAUAACAGACUGAAAUUAAUUAUACCUCAGUUAGCUGCUGGAGAACAUGGAAUGGAAAUUCUAUUUAAUGCUGUUCCCUUCCCUGGCGCACCAAAACUAGCCAUCGCCCCAGAACUAGAAUCUUCCAUGUCACAGGAUACAAGUAGGGUAAUGUUAAGAGGCAGAGGCUUGACAGCAGCUAAGUGCGGAGAACAAGUCAGCUUUACCAUUGACGGUUCGCAAGCUGGUACAGGAACGCCACAAGUUCAAAUAUUCUCACCUACAAGUGAAGUAGACGUAUCCAUACAACAUUUAGGAAACAAUGUUUAUCGAGCUAGUUACACACCAUUUACGCCGGAACCUUUGCUAAUGACAGUUUCAUGGAAUGGUCGGCAACUAAAAGGAUGCCCGUUACAAAUAAGCGUAUCUAGUGCAGCUGAUGCUACUCGCGUAGUCUGUUCCGGUCAAGGGUUAAAAUAUGGCGUUGUUGGACAGGAAAUAAGAAGUUUUAUAGACACAAGACGAGCAGGGCCAGGCGAAUUGACAGCUCACUGUGUCGGGCCGCAUAAGGUGGCCUACUGUGAAUUAUACGAUCAUGGUGAUGCGACUUUCACACUUAACGUCAAACCGCAAGAACCAGGAAGGCAUGCUUUAACUAUCAAAUAUGCUGGAGAACAUGUAACAGGGUCACCAUUUACGUUAAAGGUUUCCGGUGCGCCUGAUGCAUCUAAGGUAAGAGUUUACGGCCCUGGAAUAGAGCAUGGCGUAUUGGCGACUUUCCAGUCGCGAUUUAUCUGUGACACAAGGGGGGCUGGAGCUGGUCAAUUAACAGUGAGAGUACGAGGUCCAAAGGGUGCAUUCCGAGUUGAGAUGCAGCGAGAAACUCAAAAAGACAGAAUAAUUUUAUGUCGCUACGAUCCGACUGAACCAGGAGAUUAUCGCGUUGAAGUCCGGUGGGCAGGAGUGCUUGUUCCAGGUUCACCUUUUCCCGUUAAAAUAGUCGAUACCCAAGAUGAAUUAUUAAUGUUAACACAAGGCACUGACACUUGUACAACAGGCCAUCACACUAUCACGUCAUGGCGAGGAUCCCAAGCGAUCUUAUAAGGACAUUAGUACAAUAUUGUUACUAUGCCACAGAAAAACUAAUAAUAUAUAUUUUAUCAACUUGUAUAAACGUUUAUAAUAAAAAUGAAUAUCGUGAAAAUGUA
Molecule: messenger RNA, 9079 nt
Organism: Nasonia vitripennis (jewel wasp)
Lineage: Eukaryota; Metazoa; Arthropoda; Insecta; Hymenoptera; Pteromalidae
Gene: jbug
Product: filamin-A
Exons: 36
Coding region: 327-8975 (2882 amino acids)
Biological process (GO): actin cytoskeleton organization
Molecular function (GO): actin filament binding
Source: RefSeq, a predicted model, not a curated record